GAGAGAGAGAGAGAGAGAGAGAGAGAGAGAGAGAGAGAGAGAGAGAGAGAAUGGGGGAGAGGCUCAAUGAAGCCGAGAUCAAUGAAAACGUAACUUCAUUGCACGAAGGCAAUGAAUUCAAUCUUGAAGGAGCUAUGAUGAAAUGUUUCAAUUGGACUCCUCUACAUGUGGCUGCAUCACGUGGGCAACAAGAGCUUUUCCAAAAACUGUUGCACAGCAAUCCAGAGCUUGCCAAAGCUUUAGAUUCGCAACAACAAUCCCUCCUUCACUUGGCAUCGGCUAAUGGACACAUUGAGAUCGUGAAAGCAUUAAUUCAAGUAAGACCAGAGAUGUGCCUAGCUCGUGAUCGAGACGGUACAAACCCUCUUCACAUUGCAGCUAUGAGAGGAAAGCUCGAGGUCUUGGAUGAGUUGGUUAAAGCUAAUCCCCAUGCUGCUCGAGCUAGGGUGGACAGAGGAGAAAGAGAGACUAUCUUACACCUAUGCGUCAAAUAUAACCAGCUAAAGUUUCUAUCGAUAUUGUUGGAGAAAUACUUUAAAGGUAAGGAGUUUGUCAAUACCAAAGAUAAUGCUGGCAAUACCAUACUACAUCUUGCUGUUGUGGCUCGAAGAUUCGAGAUUAUCGAGUACGUUCUCAGUCACACGGAAAUUGAUGUAAAUGCAAUUAAUGCAUGCAAUCAAACAGCGAUGGACAUUCUACUUCUUGGACAAAAAAAAGGUUCAAAACCAGAAGGGGUAGACAAAGACAUUGAAGCCUUACUUCAAAACUACCAUGCUAAAAGAGUUGAUAUCCUGAUCGAUCCUACGGAAAUAACAGAGAAAAGGAAUGGAUUUAUAGUUGCUGCUGUACUAAUGGCAACCCUAGCCUUUCAGGCAGGAGUGGCUCCUCCGGGCGGUGUUUGGCAAGACGAUUCAGAUGGACACAAAAGUGGAGGAGCCGUGAUGGCUUCUAAUUACCCAAGGAUGUACGAGGUCUUCCUCUAUUGUAACUUAGUCGGCUUUUCGUCAUCUCUAGGCACACUCGUUUUGGUCCUGACUGACUUGCCCUUCAAGAAAAGGAGAUAUUUGCUGUUGGCGGCUAUCACUAUUGGCACAACAAUCACAUCCAUUGCAAUAGCGUAUGCGCUUUCUCUUGUCGUGGUCUCACCGGUACUGAAACCGGACAGGAGAAUAAUGCGUCUUGCUACUGUAGUUGAAUGUAUUCUUUCCCUUACAUUAGCAGCUCUUAUGGUAUUGUUCUUGCUCAAGAAAAAGAGAAGAAAUAGGGCCGCGGAGACGGUUAACAGACUUAGCCUUACUAAUCAAGCUUCAGUAAACGAGGCUAAUGUUUGAUUUUGCUGUU
Rhododendron vialii is the source of this 1341-nucleotide messenger RNA. Its product is annotated as ankyrin repeat-containing protein At5g02620-like. The record is from RefSeq and is a predicted model, not a curated record. The transcript is spliced from 2 exons. Gene Ontology annotation, cellular component: plasma membrane. Gene Ontology annotation, molecular function: protein phosphatase regulator activity; protein phosphatase 1 binding. The coding region runs from base 51 to 1331 and encodes 426 amino acids. Lineage: Eukaryota; Viridiplantae; Streptophyta; Magnoliopsida; Ericales; Ericaceae.